AUGAUAAUAAAUACAGUGUCUCGACACAUCCCCAAAGCCUCUCACGAAGUCCACGACUCUUACGACCCAUCAACGUUUACGACCUUUGCGCGGCAACGCCAGCCGACUGUUCAACGACCUUCUACAUCAGCCGAUCCCCAAUUCCGACCACCGAGCGCUUCCGACUCUCAGCGUCCCUUACGUCGUAUCCCUCGCCAGACAGAGGUCCGCCAAUCUGUCCACCGUCGAACGGUAUCUUUAGGUGCCCGGGUUCCACACCCCAAUCGACUCCAACCGGCGCGUACAACCCCGGUAUCUGUACAACACGCCGCCAGUGGCAUCGCAGCGCUACGUCCGGCCCUUUCCGAAGCGGAGACCGACGACAACGGGUCUACAGUUGACGACCCAUACCAGCUCCUCAAUACCUCCUACUGGCCGCAGCGAAACACCGGAGUCUCGUCGCGCACCGCGUCGGCAGUCCUUUUUGCCCUCGAGGAAGCUAUACGUGGACCCCUACAGCUCUCCACUGACUGGGACGAGGUGAAUGCUUCUAUGUCAGACAUGGUAGGCGUCGCUGGCCCCGCUGGGCCUGUGGGCAAUAGCCGUGUUCAAAAUGGUGGAGCCCGUGUACCGCAGAACCCCAUCUCAGGGACAUCACAGCCACCGAGUGGUAUGAGGACCCCCACGGAUAUAAUGAGACAGCGCCGGGAUCGAGAGGCUCGCCGCAAAGCGGAACACGAGGCCCAGCAGAGAGAACAGGAAGAAUUAGAACGACAACAACUGGAGCAAGAACAACAAGCUCAUGCUGAAGCCCAGGCCCAGAUACAGGCCCAGGCUCAACAGUACGCUGCUGGCGUUGCCGCCGAAAAUGCCUCACAAUCAAGAAUUAGAGCCCCACGAGCACCAAGGGGCUCCGAAGGACCACCCCAGACCAUGCCCGUCGCUUCAGGGCCAGCAUCUGCCUACCGACCAGCAGCAGAGGUUGCCCCGAGUACCCGACCAUCGGAAUACCAGACCGCACCGCCGACAGCUGGAACGGGACAACUGGCUAGCCAGUCACGACCGACACAGGCAACUGGCCAGCCUCAGCACGGUCGCUCGCAGAGUGCAGCAGAAAUUGGAGCUCAAAGCAGACCAAUUGGGGUCUCCAAAUCCACCCAGGCCUUACCCGCAGGACAGCCUGGUGCCCCCCAAGCUCUUCAGCAGCCGAAACGCGUUGGGUUUCCGCAUGCUUUCGAGCGAUGGGAAACACUGUCCUCACACUGGGAGGGUCUUACGAGCUAUUGGAUGCGCAAGCUCGAACAAAACAACGAGGACUUGGAGCGUGAUCCCAUCAGCCAACAGUUGGCUCGCCAAAUCACAGACUUGUCUGCCGCUGGUGCCAAUCUGUUCCAUGCAGUGGUCGAACUGCAACGUCUACGAGCCUCCUCCGAACGCAAGUUCCAACGCUGGUUUUUCGACACCCGUGCUGAGCAAGAACGCUCGAAGGAAGUGCAGGCAGACUUGGACCGGCAGCUCAAAGAAGAACGGCAAGGCCGAGCCGAUGCCUUUUCCGCCGCCCAGGAAGCCGAAAAGGACAAAGUCAAGGCCGAGGAGCUACUCAAAGAGAUGCGCCGCGAACUCCAAAUCUCCAAAGAGGAGGCACGCCGUGCCUGGGAGGAGCUUGGCCGCCGUGAACAAGAGGAGCGAGACCGCACCAACUCCUUGCGCAAUGGAGAGCCCACGCUGGUCGGAGGCGUUCAGGUUGUGCCUAUGGUUUCUGGCCUCCCUAGUCGUCACACCACUCGCCCGCAGACUCGCGAGGGCUCAUACCCCGGCGGACCGACAGCCACAACCAUGGGCACCGACUCAUACCACGGCAAGUCCACAGGGGGCGCUGGCGGACAAUACUACGAGGAUGGCACGCCGAUGUCUCCCACGGGGUCAGACCCUUUCAUCGAACCCAAAAAGGUAGACCCACCUGCCUCCAAAGCCCCCUACCCGGGUCCACUGUAUGAACACGAAAACACCUCUGUUCCAUACCCAGGACCCACAACAUCAGAACCCGACACGCGCUCGUACGUCGGCAGCAGUGAAGCCGGGGAUGAAGACUAUGCUCCCUACUCCCACGACCAGCAUGGAAACCCCGUAAGCUAUCCACCUGGCCCUUCCUCAGAGGGAAGCGAAGAGUAUGACCCAGAAGGCCAGUACAUGCCCGACGGCGCCUAUACCUCCGCUGCCUCUUCCGCCCCACUGCAGGCUCCGCAUCCGCCCACCUCCGCUGCGGACUACAGUGGCUCUGGCUGGGGUCCUGGCACUGGGUGGGAGUCCGUGACACCGCGCCAUCGUCACCCCACGCGUCUGAGCGAUGUUCUCGAGGAAGACGAGCCUAGUCGCACCAAUCCCAGCCGCGCUACCAGUCGCAGCCAGGCGAGCCGUAGCCAGGCCAGUCGAAGUAUCCUUUAA
Messenger RNA from Penicillium concentricum, 2424 nucleotides. RefSeq lists its product as uncharacterized. The transcript has 2 exons. Bases 1 to 2424 code for a protein of 807 amino acids. The record is from RefSeq and is a predicted model, not a curated record. Lineage: Eukaryota; Fungi; Ascomycota; Eurotiomycetes; Eurotiales; Aspergillaceae.